Molecule: messenger RNA, 1866 nt
Organism: Spirodela intermedia
Lineage: Eukaryota; Viridiplantae; Streptophyta; Magnoliopsida; Alismatales; Araceae
Source: the annotation of a GenBank genome assembly
AUGAGGGCCGCGGGGCGCCGGUUCCUCCCCUCGCGCAGGAACGAGGGCGCGGUCGGCUUCCGUGGCGAGGCCGUCUGUGCCUUCGCUUCCUACCCAUCAGCGGGGGAUUUCUCCGGCGGCAGCUCGGGGAGGAACAAGGUAACCGACGACUACGCGUCGGAAGUGGAGAGAAUCUACCGGAUACUACGCAAGUUCCAUUCCCGGCCGCCGAAGCUCGAGCUCGCCCUCCAAGAGUCCGGCGUCCGCCUCCGCCCGGGCCUCGUCGAGCGCGUCGUCCGCCGCUGCGGCGACGCCGGCGCCCUCGGUUUCCGCUUCUUCGCGUGGGCCUCUCGGCAGCCCGGCCAGCCGGUCACCGCCGACGCUUACAGGUCCAUCGUGAGGAUGCUCGGGAAAAUGCGGCAGUUCGGCGCCGCCUGGGCUCUCGUCGAGGAGAUGAGGCGGGAGAAUCCAGAGUUCAUCACCCCGGAGAUCUUCAUCACCAUGAUGCGGCGGUUCGCCUCGGCGCGGAUGGUUGGGAAGGCCAUCGAGGUGCUCGACGAAAUGCCCAAGUACGGCUGCGAACCAGACGAGCACGCCUUUGGCUGCCUCCUGGACGCCCUGUGCAAGAACGAGAGUGUGAAGGAAGCGGCGUCGCUGUUCGAGGACAUGCGAGAGCGAUUCCCGCCGACGCUGAAGCACUUCACCUCCCUGCUCUACGGCUGGUGCCGGGCCGGGAAGCUGGCCGAGGCCAAGCACGUCCUCGUCCAGAUGCGAGCGGCCGGCCUGGAGCCAGACAUUGUCGUCUACAACAACCUGCUCGGCGGGUACGCCGCCGCCGGCAAGAUGGAGGACGGGUACGAGCUCCUGCGCGAGAUGAAGAAGAAAGGGUGCAACCCCAACGCCGUCUCCUACACCACGUUGAUCCAGGCGCUCUGCUCCCUCGAGAGGACCGACGAGGCCAUGCGCCUCUUCGCCGAGAUGCAGCAGCACCGUUGCCCUCCGGACGCAGUGACCUACACUACGCUGAUCGGCGGGUUCUGCAAGCGGGGAGACAUCUCUAGGGGCUACGAGCUGCUCGGCGCAAUGAUCCAGCGGGGCUGCGCGGGGAACCAGGCCGCCUACCUCCACAUCCUGGCGGCGCACGAGAAGAAGGAGCAGCUGGAGGAGUGCCUGGGGCUCGUCGGAGAGAUGAGCAAGGUCGGGUGUCCCCCCGACCUCCACAUCUACACGCUGCUGAUCCGGCUGGCCUGCAAGCUGGGGGACCUGAACCGGGCCGCCGCUCUCUGGCGAGAGAUGGAGACCGCAGGGCCGAGCCCCGGGCUCGACGCCUUCGUCGCCAUGGUGCACGGCUUCCUCGAACAAGGUUCUCUGGUCGAGGCCUGCGCCUACUUCAAGGAGAUGGUGGCGAGGGGCCUGCUGGCGGCGCCGCCGUACGGGACCCUGAAAGAGAUCUUCAACACCCUGCUGAGGGCCGAGAAGCUCGACCUGGCGAUGGAGCUGUGGGGAUGCAUGGCGGGCGGGGGCUGCGAGCUGAACGUCGGCGCGUGGACGAUCUGGAUCCACGCGCUGUUCAGCCGGGGGCACGUCAAGGAGGCCUGCGCGCAGUGCCUGGAGAUGAUGGACGCGGGGCUCAUGCCGCAGGCCGACACGUUCGCCAAGCUCAUGAGGGGCCUGCAGAAGCUCUACAACCGGCAGAUCGCUGCGGAGAUAACAGAGAAGGUGAGGAAGAUGGCAGCCGAGAGGAGCAUAACCUUCAAGAUGUACAAGAGGAGGGGGGUCAGGGACCUGAAGGAGAAGGCCAAGGCGAAGGUAGACGGGAGGAAGAGGAGAGCACGCAGGCGUCGCUGGGGCUCCCCUGCGGGUGCACCUCUUUCUCCUCCUCCAUAG